GCGAAACGAUGAGGUGACGCACAUCAAGAUCCAGAACACAGGGGAUUACUACGACUUGUACGGCGGGGAGAAGUUUGCCACCCUCGCCGAGCUGGUGCAGCACUACACUGAGCAGCAGGGGCUGCUGCGGGAGAAAAACAGCAACGUCAUCGAGCUGAAGUACCCCCUCAACUGCCAGGACCCCACCUCGGAGAGGUGGUACCAUGGGCACCUCACAGGCAAGGAGGCCGAGAAGCUCCUGACGGAGAAGGGGAAGCCGGGCAGCUUCCUGGUGCGGGAGAGCCAGAGCAAACCAGGAGACUUCGUGCUGUCGGUGCUGACAAAUGAAGACAAGAUGGAGAGCGGGGACCGGAAACCUCACGUCACCCACGUGAUGAUCCACUACCAGCCGGAUGGGAAGUACGAUGUAGGGGGAGGAGAGAGGUUUGACACACUCACGGACCUGGUGGAGCACUAUAAGAAAAACCCCAUGGUGGAGAAAUCAGGAGCUGUGGUUCACCUGAAGCAGCCGUUCAAUGCCACGCGCAUCAACGCGGCCAACAUUGAAAACCGCGUGAAGGAGCUGAACAAAAUGGCGGACCACAGCGAGAAGGCCAAGCAGGGCUUCUGGGAAGAGUUUGAGAUGCUGCAGCAGCAAGAGUGCAAGCUCCUGUACCCCAGGAAGGAGGGCCAGCGACCUGAGAAUAAGGCAAAGAAUCGCUACAAGAACAUCCUUCCCUUUGACACCACGCGGGUGGCGCUCCGAGACGUGGAUGAGAGCGUGCCCGGCUCGGACUACAUCAAUGCCAACUACAUCAAGAGCAUCCCUGAAGACGGAAGGAGCUCGGAGCACUGCAAGGUCUACAUAGCCACCCAGGGCUGCCUGCAGACGACGGUGAAUGACUUCUGGGCCAUGGUGUACCAGGAGAACAGCCAUGUCAUUGUCAUGACCACUAAGGAGGUGGAGCGGGGCAGGAACAAAUGCUUCCGCUAUUGGCCGGACAAGAGCUGCACCAAGGAGUACGGGAGCAUCUGUGUGCGCAACGUCAGCGAGCGGGAGGCGCAGGGCUACUACCUGCGGGAGCUGGAGAUCUCGCGGACGGACAGG
Mesitornis unicolor (brown roatelo) is the source of this 1087-nucleotide messenger RNA. Its product is annotated as tyrosine-protein phosphatase non-receptor type 11-like. The annotation marks the transcript as partial. Gene Ontology annotation, molecular function: protein tyrosine phosphatase activity. The transcript has 8 exons. The record is from RefSeq and is a predicted model, not a curated record. Gene Ontology annotation, biological process: protein dephosphorylation. Lineage: Eukaryota; Metazoa; Chordata; Aves; Mesitornithiformes; Mesitornithidae.